GUGAUAUUUACUUUUUUCAAGUGAAAAUCACUCUUCAAUUGCAGCGUAAUAGCUUAAUAUUAAGUUCUUUUUUCAAGGUGAAGUCACUUUUCAAUGUCAGGAGGAUCAUCAUCUCGUCCCACCAGCAAACGCCGCCUUCAAGAAGACGAUGACAAUUCUACCAAAUAUUCACCGGCUAAGAGGGUGAGGUUUCCAAAGGGUAAGAAAGGGAAACCAGUAGAUGUAAUUGUUGAGAAAGUAAUUGUUGAAGAGAAUGUGAAUGACUUGUCGAACCCAGUUCUUGCUGCGAAAGAGCGGAUGAAACGUAGGAAUGAAAUUAUUGCUGAGCUUCUGUGUGAGGAAGAUGAAAUUAUUUCAAAUAAUAUAUCAGCAGCUGAAGUGAAAUAUAAGGAAAAUAAGAAUUUUGUUGAAGAUGGGAUUCACAUUGAGCCUUUCAACCUAGAUAAAGAAAGGGAAGAAGGUUAUUUCGAUGCAUCCGAACAUUAUGUUGAAUAUGUAAGAGAUAAUAAUGAGAUUAAGGAUGCAUGGCUUGACAGUGUUGAGAUUGAUCCUAGAUUUGCUGGAUUAAGCUCUGCAAUAACAAAAGAUGAACAGGAGAUCAAAGAUCUUUCUUAUAAAGAUGUGCGAAUCAUGAAGAGGCGCAUUGCGAACAUUCUUGAACCGGAGGAAACAAUCUUGCAAUGUUUGAGAAGGUUAAAAGGUAAAGGUGAUAAAAAGGCAAAAAUGUCUGUUGAGACUAAAAUUGUAUUUGACCAACUAACUGAGGAUGCUACGAAGCUUGUGGAGAAUGGCGAAUACAAUGUUUAUCAUGAAAAGAAACAUGUUUUUGAGCACGAAGCGGAAGGAUAUGUGGUACCACUAACAAUAAAUUUAUAUUGA
This is a messenger RNA of Trifolium pratense (red clover), 879 nucleotides long. Its product is annotated as CD2 antigen cytoplasmic tail-binding protein 2-like. NCBI's taxonomy places the organism in Eukaryota, Viridiplantae, Streptophyta, Magnoliopsida, Fabales, Fabaceae. Gene Ontology annotation, cellular component: U5 snRNP. The transcript has a single exon. Bases 94 to 879 code for a protein of 261 amino acids. The record is from RefSeq and is a predicted model, not a curated record.